Molecule: messenger RNA, 2428 nt
Organism: Pollicipes pollicipes
Lineage: Eukaryota; Metazoa; Arthropoda; Thecostraca; Pollicipedomorpha; Pollicipedidae
Exons: 4
Coding region: 268-2349 (693 amino acids)
Cellular component (GO): membrane
Source: RefSeq, a predicted model, not a curated record
UGCUGGGGCAUGGGAGAUAGGUGCGUGUUGAUUUGGAGGGGUCGCGCUGAAGGAGCCUUUCCUUAGUCCCUGCAUCUUAUUUGAUGUCAGGUCACCAGAACCUCCAGUGACAGUAUGUGAUGUAGCUGAUGUAGGGCUGUUUUCGGAAACGUGUUUGACGUGAAGAACUGGCGGUAUUGAAUACAGAAGCAGUAGGCAUCAAGAUGAAGACACUCACCACCACGGCGCAAUGACAUAGCUCAGGGUGAGGGGACGGGCCAAGACGUCAUGACCACUCCGGAGUUCCUGCCACUCUGCGAUGUCCUCUUCAACAUCAUCAGCCUGGCGUCCUACUUCUGCGACGUCGUGUUCGACGUGGUCACCGUGUACACUCUGCUGACGCACGACGAGCUGGUGUGGUUCACGCUGGCUCUGAUCGCCGUCAUCGUCUCUCUGGUCACGUGUCAGGUGUGCAGCAUGAAGUGGUACCUGCGCAGUGUGCGUGUGGGCGAGGCGUCGCCCAGCUGCCCGCUGCCGGCCGUCGUCGCCGUGCACGCGCUGCAGUGCGGAGCCCUCUGGCGCUACUUCAAGCUCUUCAUUCCCGUGGACCUGCGCUUCGUCAAGCAGGAGGUGCGCGACCUGUGCGUGCUGCGCAUGAUGCACGGCUUCUGCCAGGCGGCGCCGAUGCUGCUCAUCCAGCUGUACCUCAUCUGGCGGCUGCUGCCGCUGCAGCAGGUGACGGACCUGAACGUGGUGUCGACGGUGCUGUCGCUCUUCAGCGUCUGCUGGGCGCUGGCGUCGUAUAACAAGAACGUGCGCCAGCACAACAUGCACAAGCUGGUGCUCACGUGGCUGGGCGUGAUCUUCCAGCUGCUCUGGCGGCUCGGCACCGUGACGUCACGCGUGCUCGCGCUGACGGUGUAUGCCACGCUCUUCCACUACUGGGUCUUCCUGGUGAUCGGCCUGCACUGGCUCACCAUGUUCCUCUGGCUGAUCAGUCCGAAGAACGUGUUCCACGGCGAGAGCAUCACCAAGGCGAAGAAGAUCGUGUUUGCAGCUGCGAUCGCGUACGUCUACACGUUCUGCUACAUCAACUUCCAGGAGACCAAGUCGCGGCAAAAGAUGGUGAUAUUUUAUAGUGUGAUGCUGCUGGAGAACACUCUACUGGUGUCCGUGUGGAUGGCGGCCCUGCCGGAACAGAUCGUGUGGUACCACUACAUCAUCCUCGUCACCGUGUUCGCCGCCUUCAUCGUCGGCAUCCUCUUCAUGAUGCUCUACUACCAGUAUUUCCACAUCAACAAGCUCAACUACGCGCGCUCGGUGGUGGACAAGGCGUGCGCGCAGUGCCAGGGCGGCACCUGCUCCGAGCACAAGCCAAAGGAGAACCUGUACGCCAACCUGACGACGGAGCUGGGCGGCCGGCGCAGCGUGCCGCCGCCGGCCGCGCAGCCGCCGCCCGACUACGCGCGCCUCAACGGCCAGCACAACCACGUGAUCGGCGUGUUCAACUGCCGCUUCAACCCGCACAUGAUGAAGCGCAAGAAGAAGAAGCCGACGACGUUCGUGCCGCCGCCGCCGGUAACGGUGCUGCCCUCGGUGGCGUUCUGGCGGCGGCCGCUGCCGCGGCCCGGCGCCGGCUCCGACCACGAGGGCAGCACGGUCAGCUCGCGCGUCAACAUCCAGCAGAAGCUGCAGGAGAAGAAGCAGCAGCAGCUGGCGGAGCUGCGCGUCAUCGAGGAGGAGAUCAAGCAGGGCAAGCUGGCGCGUCCGCGGCCAGCCGAGCUGUACGAGAACCGGGCGCUGCGUCAGCCGAUCCCGCCGCAGAAGCGGCCGCCCUGGAUCGAGCCGGUCGGCGGGCCGGCGGCGCGCAGCCGCACGCCCGAGGUGCUGCUCGCGCCGCACUUCCUCCACUCGCGCGUCUACGACGAGCCCGACGGCUGGCCGGCCGGCCGCCGCGCGCCCGACGACGACGACGACGACGAGGACGACGACGAGGUGACGGCUGACCCGGCCGGCGGCGGCGGCGGCGGCGGCGGGCGGCGGCGCGGCCGGCGCGGCCGCCUGCCCGACCGCGCGGCGGUGUACAAGAGCUGCCGCGUGCCGUCCGAUGUCGACAGCCAGAUCAGCCUGCCGCGCUCGUACACGCUGCCGCGGGAGUUCAGGUACUACCGGCAGACGCGGCGCGGCAAGCCGGUCAAGCCUGGCCAGUACGUGUCGUCCAACUCCAGCGACGGUGACGUCGACUCGGAGAACGAGGCCGACAACGAGACGAUGCUGCGGAACAGUAUGCUGCUGCACCAGCAGGCCAUCCGGCCGCGGCCGUAUCUGCCGCGCCGGCACGGCUACACACAGCACGAGACGCAGCUCUGAGCGGACGCACCCGGCCAGCGGCGGACUGGUGACGGCGCCCGCUGCUGCCGGACUGGUGACGGCGCCCGCCGCUGCCGGA